Serpula lacrymans var. lacrymans S7.9 is the source of this 3549-nucleotide messenger RNA. RefSeq lists its product as uncharacterized. Bases 1 to 2991 code for a protein of 996 amino acids. Gene Ontology annotation, molecular function: protein binding. The transcript has 11 exons. Gene Ontology annotation, cellular component: U2-type catalytic step 2 spliceosome; post-mRNA release spliceosomal complex; Prp19 complex. Gene Ontology annotation, biological process: generation of catalytic spliceosome for first transesterification step; mRNA splicing, via spliceosome. Lineage: Eukaryota; Fungi; Basidiomycota; Agaricomycetes; Boletales; Serpulaceae. The record is from RefSeq and is a predicted model, not a curated record.
AUGCCUUCAGUAGCACAGAAAAGCCCCUCCUUUGAAUCGCUGUCCUCUCUUUUUCCUUUGACACUCCCAAUACCGACUCCAGCGACACAUGAAGACCUGGUUACAACUGGAGACCUCCGCCGUGAGGAAGACUUGCUCAGAAAUCCCGAAUCUUUUCGAGCCUGGUGGACCGCAAUUCAGAACACAAGAGAAAACAUAAAUGCCCAGCUAAAGACGGAAAAGCCUUCAGAUUUGCCUGACGAAGUAAGGGCUUUACUUGGCCCACUCGCGUCGCCCCUGGCUAGAAACUCUCUCCAAAGUUUGACGUAUCUCUAUGAAGCUGCCAUUUCUCAGUUCCCUGGUUCAUACAAGCUCUGGAAAGCGUAUCUGCAGGUUAGAAUGUCGUAUGUGCUGGGGAAACUCAAAAUAAAGAAGAGGGCUGGUGGAAGAAAAAAAUUCCCCGAGAUGAAAGACGCGUUGGAGCAAGAGAAAGAGGAUCAGGAAGAAUGGGAAGGUGGUCUUGAUGGAGUGGUCGGUUGGGAAGAAUGGAAAUCUUUAGUCGCUACAUACGAGAGGGCUCUCAUGUGGCUUCCGAAACUACCAAGAUUAUGGCUUUUGUACCUCUCUAUAUUCCAACAUCCUAUGUGCCCCGCUGCAAUAUCAAGUACACACGCACGAAGGACCUUCGACAGAGCUUUGCGCACACUUCCUCCAUCAUUACAUUCACGUAUAUGGGUCCGCUAUCUCAUGUGGGCCGAGUCUCAAGGCGGUUUUACGACAGUAUCGGUAUACCGUCGCUACCUCACCGUUGAUCAAAAUAUGACAGAGUACUAUACUUCAAUUCUUCUUGCGCCCGCGGAUUCUGCUCCUCGACCCCUGGAAGCAGCGAAACUGUUGCUGGGUUUAUCUAGGAAAGCCUCUCUGGGGAAAUACAUCAGUCCAGAAGGAAAGAGUCCGUAUCAGAUACUAGUCGACUUCCUGGAGGUAGUUGAAAGCUUUUCAGAGGAAGUGGGCUUGGAUGUUGAGGAAACCAUUCAGUCCAACGAACUUUUUGCCCAGGCAGAGGCGGAAGCCUUGGAAGCUGCGAAGGAAACCCCGGAAGCUGCUUCGCUUGAUGGUCAGCUCGUACGCGUUGCAGGCCCUCCUGUCACGUUGAAUGCUGACGGGAAACCUAUCCCCCAAUACGACGAGGAUGUGGACCCUACAAGUUCUAGUAAGCUGAACAUUGAGCACAUCGUGCACAAGGACGGCCUGGAUGUAUAUAAGGACCAGGCUGGUCGUCUUUGGACAGGACUAGCAACUUACUGGAUCAAGCGGGGAGAGUUUGACAGAGCAAAGAGUACUUUUGAAGAGGGCAUAGCAUCGGUCAUGACCAUCAGGGAUUUCACACAAAUAUUCGACGCUUACGCAGAGUUUAGCGAGUCCCUUAUCAGCGCUAUGAUGGAAAGUCUGGAGGAUCCUGAUGAAGAGGACGAGGAAGACGCAAAGGAGACUGAACAGGAGCUAGAUGCGAAAAUGAAAGAGUUUGAAGGCUUGAUGGAUAGGAGACCAUUUUUGGUGAAUGAUGUUUUGAUCCGAAGGAAUCCCAACGACGUUCAGGAAUGGGAGAAGAGGGUUGCGCUCUGGGGUGAAGAUGAUGAAAAGGUGGCCGAGACAUACAGGAAAGCUCUGGAGACCAUCAAUCCAAGGAAGGCAACCGCAAAUUUCCACAGGCUUUAUGUGAAUUUCGCAAAGUAUUACGAGGAAGGAGGCGCCAGUGGUUCGGCAGAACCAGACUUGGACAGUGCUCGCAAGGUUCUGGAAAAGGCUACCAAAGUUAACUUUAAAGCCGUGGAAGAUCUCGCCGAAAUCUGGUGUGAGUGGGCUGAGAUGGAGAUCCGCCAGGAGAAUUAUGAUGAUGGUAUUCGAGUAAUGCAACGCGCUGCUGCAAUACCGAAAAAUACAAAGAUCAACUAUCACGAUCAUUCACUAUCUGUACAAACACGUUUAUUCAAAUCUCUGAAGCUGUGGUCGUUUUAUGUUGAUUUGGAAGAAUCACUAGGAACAGUAGAGUCAACCAAAGCCGUCUACGACAAAAUAAUGGAGCUUCGAAUCGCAAAUGCUCAAAUAAUUGUUAAUUAUGCUGCCUUCCUUGAAGAAAAUCAAUAUUGGGAAGACAGCUUCAAAGUGUACGAAAGAGGUACUGAAGUUUUCACUUUCCCUAUAUCUUUCGAGAUAUGGAAUAUCUAUCUGUCCAAGUUCGUAAAACGAUAUGGUGGUUCUAAGCUGGAGCGUGCACGCGAUCUCUUUGAGCAAGCACUAGAAAAAUGUCCCGCAAAAUCAUGCAAACCUCUGUUUUUGAUGUAUGGCCAACUUGAAGAGGAUUUUGGUCUUGCAAAGAGAGCCAUGACUAUCUAUGAACGGGCUACUCAAAUUGUAGCGGAUGAAGACAAAUUCGAGAUGUUCAGCAUUUAUAUCGCGAAGGCCACCGCCAACUAUGGGCUGCCUGCUACCAGGCCUAUCUACGAACGCGCGCUGGAUGUUUUGCCGGACCGCCAAACUGCCGAGAUGUGUCUCCGCUUUGCUGCACUCGAGCGGAAACUAGGUGAAAUUGACCGAGCACGCGCCAUCUACGCCCAUGCUUCACAAUUCUGCGAUCCUCGCGUGAAUCCAAAGUUCUGGUCGGAAUGGAAUAGUUUCGAAAUUGAGACCGGCUCUGAAGAUACUUUCCGCGAGAUGCUUCGUAUCAAACGGAGUGUACAGGCUCAAUUUAACACCGAAGCUUCGUACCUUGCUGCACAGACUAUCUCAGCAAAACAGGGCAAUGGACAAAUUACCGAUGAUAUUGCUUCAGGGGCUACAGAUGCAAUGGCAGCUGCUGAGCAGCAGGCAGGUGGAACGAAUGGCCCAGCUUUCGUUGCAGCCAAGAAAACUGUAUUCCAAAGAGGGGCUGACGCAGUUGAACCUUCGGAGGGUGUUGCGCAGGAAGCAAAUGCAGAGGAGAUACAUAUUUCAGAUGGCGAAGAUUUCUGAAAUUUCAAACUGUAUUAUUCAUUUUUGUUGUUGUGUUAUCUUGUAUUCCACCUUUCUACUUCUGCUGCACAGAUGUCAUCCCAUUCUGCCUCCCAACCACCCUCUUCGAGAUAUUCCUGAUCCAUCCAUUUUGCUAUAGCCUCUCUCGAAACUUCAAAUGUCACAGAAUGGCUGCGAAUGACAUUCACCAAUUCGAUGUGCAUGCUGAGAGAGCGGUGAUAUGCUGGAAGAAUUUGAGGUAUUGAAGACACGAAUUUCUCCAACGACCAAGAGACCCACAUAGGCUCUUGGCACCACUGCCAGCCUUUUAGCUUAUGCGCCUCAAACAGGACCGAUUCCAUGUUUUCGAUGAUGCUAUCCAUUCUAUGAAAUUGCCUCUGAAGUUUGGUUACGACAAGAUCAAGUUCAACAAUGCGUUUCUCCAUGAUUGCGACCCUUGGGCCCACAAUUCGAGUUCGUGGUUCGGCGUCGGCAGGUAUCAAGGCCAGAGCAUUAUCGAGAUCUGUUCUAGUGUCAAUCAAGCUUUGUAAGGCUUUGAGACCAUCUAUCAUGACGAUA